AUGAAAUUGACUACAUUAAUGGAUUACAGCAAGAAAUUAAAGCCACUCGAAGCAUAUGAUAUUUCUACUAAAACUGGCUUCUUACCUUCUACUCCACCUUUGCGUAGACUAUCAAACCCUUAUUUUGAACCUUGGGAGUCUAUGAUGGAUGAUGUGAAUGGUUUACUUUUGGCUGGAAAAUUAAGAGAAAAAAUUCAUAAAUUACCUUUAUUAGAUUAUACACUUUUAAAUUCAAUAGAAGAAUAUAGAAGAGCAUUUUUGAUACUUUGUAUGCUAUCUCACAGCUAUGUUUGGGGUAAACAUGAAGCUACAUCAGAGACAUUACCUGCUAAUCUCGCGAUUCCCUGGACUGGUAUUGCAGAAUAUUUAGGCUUAUGUCCUGUUGUUUGUCAUGCAGCUGUCGUAUUAUGGAAUUAUCGUUUAUUAGACUCCGAUGGUCCAAUCGACUUGAGUAAUUUGGCUGCAUUAGCUACUUACUCUGGUUCACUGGAUGAAGCUUGGUUUUAUCUUGUGACAACAGCUAUUGAAGGUUCAGGUGCUCCAUGUUUAUUACCUAUUGUCACUCUCAUUGAACUCAUUCAAAAGGGUGCGCCCCCCUCUGAAAUUAAACCUCAUUUAGACGUCAUUCGAGAUGCUAUUGAAAAGAUGAAUGGAGUUCUUAAACGCAUGUAUGAAAAGUGUGACCCCUAUGUGUUUUAUUGGAAGAUUCGUCCUUAUUUAGCAGGUUGGGAAAAUAUGGCUGAAGCAGGUUUACCGUUGGGACUUAUUUAUGAGGGUGUGAAUGAUGAUAGCUGGUCUACCGAUGAAUAUGCUGACAUGUCAAAUGAGGCAGAGCGUUUAUUGAAUCAAUAUCGUAGAUAUGCUGGUGGAAGUGCUGCUCAAUCCAGUUUAAUUGCUGCUCUUGAUGUCGCUCUUGGUGUUGAACAUCAUCGUACAGGCGAGAAACCUCCUUCGUUUGUCUUGAAUAUGAGUGAUCGAUAUACGAGACUACCUGCUACAAAUCCUGCAGAUGAUCUCUUACAUCAUCAAGUCGCUUCACCUGUUACUUCCUAUAAACGUACAAAUCAAAAUAGUUUCUUGAGAGCCAUGCGUAAAUACAUGCCACGUCGUCAUCGUGAAUUCCUGGAGGACCUUGAAGAGACGGCUAACAUUCGUCCUUAUAUCUUACAACUGGAAGAAAAUGAUCGUAAUGGGAACCUCUCAGAGGAUGAACUCGCGGUUGUAGAGGCCUAUAAUGCUUGUGUACAUCAACUUAAAUUAUUCCGUGAUAAACAUGUCCAGAUCGUCACACUCUAUAUCGUAAAUCAAGCUCGUAAAGGUCCUAAUAUCUCUCAUGGUGGCUUUGCUAUUGACCAUCAAAAGAAGAAGAUAAAAUCUGAACCUGUCAAGAAUGGGGUUCAUAAUGAUCUUUAUCCUCAAACUCAAUUAGAAACUGCCCCCGCUAUUCGAAAGGAUUCUAAAACAGAUAAAGUAUCUCAAAUGUUUCCUCAAUUGGGUUUGGCAAGAACAUUGGCAGCAGAUACAAAGAUCGUUCGUGGUACAGGCGGUACCAAUGUGAUGCCCUUUCUUAAACAAUCACGUGAUGAAACAAAUGACAUGAAAGUACAAUUAUCAUUACAGCAGCAGCAACAGCAGCAACAACAACAACAACAACAACAACAACAACAACAGCAACAGCAAUCAACUUCUUGGUCUGAUUGGUUUUUGCGUCGUUAA
Cokeromyces recurvatus is the source of this 1716-nucleotide messenger RNA. RefSeq names its product Indoleamine 2,3-dioxygenase. Gene Ontology annotation, molecular function: metal ion binding; heme binding; indoleamine 2,3-dioxygenase activity. The transcript is spliced from 5 exons. Lineage: Eukaryota; Fungi; Mucoromycota; Mucoromycetes; Mucorales; Mucoraceae. Gene Ontology annotation, biological process: 'de novo' NAD+ biosynthetic process from L-tryptophan. Gene Ontology annotation, cellular component: cytoplasm. The coding region runs from base 1 to 1716 and encodes 571 amino acids. The record is from RefSeq and is a predicted model, not a curated record.